Molecule: messenger RNA, 469 nt
Organism: Juglans microcarpa x Juglans regia
Lineage: Eukaryota; Viridiplantae; Streptophyta; Magnoliopsida; Fagales; Juglandaceae
Exons: 2
Coding region: 16-468 (150 amino acids)
Source: RefSeq, a predicted model, not a curated record
AAACAACUUACGGAGAUGGGUUCUACAGAGGACAGGGGAGAGAGGUUCGAAGGAGAUGUAAGACUACGAGGCUUAAUAAUUCGUCUUUGCAGUGGGCUUGAUAAUUCUGGUAAGACUACGAUUGUGUUGAAGAUCAAAUGGAGAGGACACCAGCAUAAUCAGUCCCUAAGGGAGGCUUGCUGGAACAAGAUUUACAAGGAUAAGCCUUUCCGUAGUGACCGUGGUCAUGAUUCCCUUUCUUCAACUUUCAAUCCCUGCAAUGAGGCUUCAAAUCUGUUGAAGGAGACGACGAUGGCCUCUGUUGUAGGAGAUGUAAGACGUAGAUGGCCUCUGUUGAAGGAGACAAAGAUGAAAUCUGAGGAAGGAGAUGAAACACGAAGAUGGCCUCUGUUGAAGGAGACGAAGAUGGGUUCGAGGGAGAGCUUCGGGGAGAAGAGAGAAGGUAGAAUAAAUGUGAUUAUACCGUAAC